AUGGCUGGUGCGGUGUGGUGCACGGGACAGUGUUGCCCUUUAUGGCGCCCCUAUCCGUCAACAAUCAUCAGUGUCGAGGGCCAUGUGGCCAUUCUGCUUGGAAAUAAGGCUAUUGUGAGGACGAGAAUCAGUGGUUUAUGGGGAGGACAAAGGAUGAUUGGAGUUGGAACAAUUUUCAUUUUGGCUGAUUACCUAGUUGCCUGGGACAACGAAGAGAACCUGAUUGGAACAGAGUCUCUUCGACAGCUCUUU
Molecule: messenger RNA, 252 nt
Organism: Mesorhabditis belari
Lineage: Eukaryota; Metazoa; Nematoda; Chromadorea; Rhabditida; Rhabditidae
Source: the annotation of a GenBank genome assembly